AUGAACCAACAAAUCAACGCGGAGAUUGUCAAGCUGGUGGGAAACGUUCCGAUUCCAAGGGAGGUGACAAAUCUCGCAUCCACGCUCAUGGGCAAGGCUCAGACAAUUCCAAUGAAGCCCAACGAGACUCCUGCUCGCAUGGCUCUGUGUGCCCAUGUAGCGAUUGAGAAGCUGCUGAUUGAGCUGCAACUGCCGGCACCCAAGCAAUCACAACCGCCCGUUCCACCGAGAUCUUACGAGAAGCUUCUCCAACUGUUCCGAGAGGAGCUUCUGGGCGCUCCUCCUGGCCCCUCGACGCCGCGGAAGAGAAAGUCGCCAAUGAAGAACCCCGAAUUGGUUGCUCAGAGAACGCCGAAAACACCAAGGACUGCUCGACAGGUGCAGAAGGACAUCCAGGAGAGCGGUCGAAGUGACGCCAAUGUGAUCGGGGAGGAUCUGUUGAAUUCCGAGGCGAUUGGAGAGGAAGACGGGCUGUUGCCAGAUACACCUUCAAAGACGAAAAAGUCGCCGCAGAAAUCGCCCAGAAAAGGAGGGCCCAAGCAAGACGAUCCACAGCCAGCCGACAUUGAAUUCAUUACAAAGGAGCUGCGAUUCCCUAAACAUGCAUUGGAGGGCGUCCAGCGGGGAUUCGACUUUUACUGGGCCCUAGUCAAGGACAGAUGGGGGCUUCUGUUCGGACUGCUGAUGACCAUUGCAUUCCACAUUCAGCAUAGAUCUUUUACCGAUACAGAAGCCACGCGCGAGGCGUUCAAACAGAGGGCUCUGCAGCUUACACGACGAGCAGGCAUGCCCGAAGACCGAGUUGAGGAGUGGAUAGGGUGGACUGAGACUAUUCUCAAGGACCAGAUGUGGGUCAAGAUUCUGGAGCAGAAGAGUGGCAUUGCUCCGGGAGUCAUUCAACGCCAGCUUGAUCGACAGACGUCCAAGUCGUCGUUUUCAGGUAUUGGAAACAUGAUUCCCGCCAGUUUUGCAUUCAAUAGUUACAGGAAGAGAAACGACUAUCACAACUGGAAGGCGUCUAUGUUGGUGAAAAUGAAAGAGUUGAAAGGACAGGAAGGACUGGAGGAGUCGGGUACUAUAAAGGUUCAGGGAGAGUGA
This is a messenger RNA of Yarrowia lipolytica CLIB122, 1098 nucleotides long. RefSeq lists its product as uncharacterized. Gene Ontology annotation, biological process: DNA replication. The record is from RefSeq and is a predicted model, not a curated record. NCBI's taxonomy places the organism in Eukaryota, Fungi, Ascomycota, Dipodascomycetes, Dipodascales. Gene Ontology annotation, molecular function: DNA binding. Gene Ontology annotation, cellular component: nuclear origin of replication recognition complex.